CCCGGGCCCCCCGCGCCGCCGCCGGCCGCCGGCCCCGGCCUCCGCCCCCGGCCCGGGCCCGGCCCCGGCCCGCCCCCGCCCGCCGGCAAGCCCCCUGCGGCAGGGCCGGCGCGGCCCGGCGGCGGGCGUGGCCCCGGGCUAUCGUGCACGGCGCCCCCGCGCCUCCCGCACGGCGCGCUGCCCGUCGCCCUGCCGCCCGCCGCCGGCUACAAGGCGCCCGACGGCACCGUGCAGGCGCACAAUCUUCCUGACAGCCCCCCUGACUCCAGUUCAGAAGCUCCCUACUCUCCACAGGAUCCAGAUCAGAAGACUGGUGUACCUCCACAGACCAACAUUCAUGCAGAGCUACUUCUGCAGCAUCCACAUUCUGGCCAUCCACCUCCUCACCACCAUCACCACCAUAAUCACCACCAUCAUCCCCCAAUGUACCACACACCUCCCACCCCUCAUCAUGUGGGUGCAUUGCCUCCAAUGUUGAAUGCACCUAACGUGACCUCUCCAGGAAAUGUUCACCCACCUCCUCCCCCACCUCAAACUCCCAUCAGCCUUAACGUCACAGCUUCACCGGCCCCCACGCCAAACUUGCAAUCAUUGGGUAUUGUUCCCAACUCACCUUCAUUGGCCCUAGCAGCUGCACAUGGGUUGGCAGCUGAUGCUAACAGCAUCACAACUAUAUAUUCUUCACUCCAGAGUGGCACCAAGAAAAGGAAACUGUCCCAGGACAGCGGUGUAGGUGGUGCUCCCGGGUCAGGUCCGAAUGGCCCUCUCAGCAGUAUGGUACAUGUCAAGCAAGAACCAGAACUUUCUCCAGACUCCAGUUCUAAUCAGACCGGUGUAUUGGAAGAUGAAUAUGGAUUUGAGAUUCCAAGCGAAUCUGGCAUGUACUUGGAUUCUAGUUAUCAAUGCAUUCGAUUUCAACCUUUUCAACAAACAUCCUGGCAUGUCCUAUGUGACCAGAAUCUCGAAGAAUUGCCUGUACCACAUUACAGAGUUGAUGCUGAUAAAGGAUUCAAUUUUUCUAAUGCUGAUGAUGCAUUUGUUUGCCAGAAAAAGAAUCACUUUCAGAUUACCUGCCAUGUUCAACUUCAAGGUGAUGCUCGAUUUGUGAAAACCCCAGAAGGCCUCAAGAAAAUCAGUAGUUUUCAUUUGCAUUUUUAUGGCGUGAAAGUGGAGUCUCCUACUCAAACAAUAAAAGUGGAACAAUCACAAAGUGAUCGAAGCAAGAAACCAUUUCAUCCUGUCCCCAUGGAUCUGCAGGUGGAACAGGUGACAAAGGUGACAGUUGGACGACUUCACUUCAGUGAAACAACAUCCAAUAACAUGCGCAAGAAAGGAAAGCCCAAUCCUGACCAGCGCUAUUUUUAUCUUGUUGUGGGUUUACAUGCUCAUUGUGCUGAUAACAAUGACUACCCUGUUGUAUCCCAUUCAUCGGAACGGAUCAUAGUCAGGGCAUCAAACCCUGGCCAGUUUGAAAGUGAUGUAGAGCUAUGCUGGCAAAAGGGUCAUACUCAAGAAUCCAUCUUCCACGCAGGUCGUGUAGGCAUUAACACAGAUCGGCCUGAUGAGGCAUUGGUAGUACAUGGAAACGUGAAAGUCACUGGGCACAUAGUUCAACCAAGUGAUUGCCGAGCCAAGGAAAACAUCCAAGAGGUGGAUAGUCGAGAACAGUUAAGAAAUGUACAGCAACUACGAGUAGUCCGUUACAAAUAUGCCCCUGAAUUUGCAUUACAUGCUGGAUUAACAGAUCCUAGUUUGGUAGCUGAUACUGGAGUAAUAGCUCAAGAAGUUCAGCAAGUUUUACCUGAGGCAGUGAGACCUGCUGGGGACAUUGUCCUUCCUAAUGGGCAAAGAAUAGACAAUUUUCUUGUUGUGAAUAAGGAAAGAAUAUUCAUGGAGAACGUUGGUGCUGUGAAAGAGUUAUGCAAAGUCACUGGCAAUCUUGAGACACGUAUUGAUGAACUGGAAAGAAUGAACAAAAAGCUUGUAAAAUUGAAAAGGAUUGACAGUUUGAAGUCCACCUCUAGCAUCUCCACAGUGACAAGUUAUAAUAAAGGUUCUGCUCUAGCCUUGAAACAACAAAAACGUAAGAAAUUAACUAAAGAAGAAAGUUGGUUAUGUUCCAAUAAAUUUAUCCAGAUUACUAUUGUAAUGCUAGUACUUAUUAUGGCUUUCUGCUUGGUUGCCAUGGCUACUUUGUACUUUUUGGAAUUUCAAAAAAGGAACAGGCAAGACACAGAUAGUCCUUCCUUCAGGCAACACAUCGGCCACAAUAGGCCACAUCCUUCAACUGCUUCAACAUAUAAUUUUAACCCUACAUUAAAUCCUGAAUCUAGUAAUCAGUUAUUUAUAAGUUCUACUUCUUUACCCCUUUCAUCAAAAUCUCCUUCAAAACUUCCAUAUAUUACCAAGGAACAUUCUCCAAGUGCAGGAUAUUAUACUGCGCAAUGGGUUACCAGUAAAUUAUCCUCUCGUUCUGAUCUUGCCAGCUCUCAAGUCAGAUUAAGCCCUCCAACAGCAUCUGCUUCUCCUCGCAUAGCUCAAACAAGUGAUUUUAAUAUGCCAGUUGGAUCUGAGGCAGAAAUUCCUUCACGGCCCCUUGCUUUAGGCCGCCCUCCAGAAUGUUCUCAACUUGGAGAAAAUGAAGGACAGCAUGGCUCAGUGGAUUCUGAUGUUUCAAUCUGCACACUAUUCUGUUGUGCAUAUGAACAUGAAGAAUCAUUUGAUCAAGUAGAACCUACAACAAGAUCAACUUCUCAGAGUACUUCAUUACUUGUACCCAGUACAAAUGCAACAACACUGACAGUGCAAGUUAACCUGACAACACAGAAUCCUUUGAAAAGUCCAACAGAUGCAGGAAGUGGACAUAAAUCUGUGAAUAGUUCAGAAAUCCAUUCAAAUACAGGGCACUUAAAGGAGGAAAAACAUGCAAAGAAGAGAAUUCAAAGAGAUAUUGAUAAUUGGGGAGAGGAAGAAAACACCAACAUAUUUAGUGGUGUUGAUAUGAGUGACAUUGAGCCAAAUAGUAUUUCUCUUAGUUUACAUGGUCGUUAUUUCAACCAAACUCUUUCACACAUAUACUGUCAAAAUGAUGUGAAUGUAAGUUGUUCAGUACCUCUCAGCAAAUACAUGCCGGACAGCUAUCUGAGGCUUCAAUUCCAUGCACCAAGAGAUAGAGAUUUGAUAGUGGAACAGUGUGAUAUACCACUAGGUUUACCAGACUGUUUGUCAGGAGGACACUAUCCUAUGUCUCAUUCUGAUGAAAUGAAUCAACACAUACCAGUUGAACAUCCAGGCACUGCAAAUACUGGAGUAACUGUGUUUUCAUUGUACCGCAUUGGGCAGUAUGUGAAUUCCUAUUUUAGGUUCAGAGUAGCAGUAUCAAGAGCAGUGAAUCUUUGCAGUUUUGGAAGGGAUCAACUUGGUGAAGAAUUCUUCGAGUAUAAUUUUCAUUUGUUUAGAGACUGUGAUGAUUAAGAUGAAAAAUAAGUUUUUCAUUUGAUAAUGCUCAGAAGAGUUAGCUAUAUAGCUUCUUUAUUAAUGAAUCAAAAUGAUUUAUGAACUUGUGAGAAGCUAUUCUGCUGUAAAAGUAUUUUCUUCACUCAAAUGAACAAAACAAACAAUGCAAGAAGUAUUGUUCAUAGAGAUUUUUCCAGAAACCAAGUAACUCCUAAUUUUCCAUGGCAUUCAAUCGUGUUCUAUGUGUGCCCUGCUUUGAAGCAAAUGGUGCAUUAUCAUGAGAAAUGAAUGUUGUGAAGGAAUUGCCUUUAAGAUAGUCAUGUGACUUAAAUGGCUGCUGCCUGGGAGACUGAUUUUUAAUGAAAUGAUAUUGAACAGAAGGACGAGAAGCACAGAAUUGUCAUAAAAGUGUUGUGGAAGCAAUGCAUGAUGUCAUUGGAAGUUGUUUUGUAAUUACCAAAUGAAGAGCUGUAUUUAAGUGUCAGAGGAAUAGUAUGUUAAGGCAUAAGAUUUAUUCUGGACCCAUUGUUGAUAAACUAAAGCAUUUUAUGACAAUUCCAUUUGUAAAUAUAGACCUCAUUUGCACAUUGUACCUUUAGUAUCUCACAAUUCAGAAAAUUUCUGAAAAUUUCUGAAAAUUGAAUGAUGGGAUACUUUGAGUUUUAGUGUGGCUAGACAGUUUUUAAGGAAAAGUUUUUUCAGAUAACCAUGAACUGAAAUGGUUACUUACCAUUUUGUAAAAAUCGUAUUACAUCUGUAAGUUGUAAAUAAUUAUGUAUAAACUAAGACACUGACCUGACCAAUUUUUUUGAGAGAUUUGAGAAGAUUCCAGAAGGAAGAAAAUGGGAUAAAGAUGUAUGGAAUUCAAACGUUUUCAGUCAUUGCAAGAAAAUCUGUAAUAAGUCAAUAAAACAACAUUUCCAGAAACAUGCAUAACGUCUGAUUAUGAUUGAAUGCAUGUGAAUCAUAAAUGUAAGCUGACUCAUUCCUACAAAGCCUUUAAAAGUCUGCAACUUAACUUUGAUUCUAAAAAAUUAUUUUCUCACAGCUCUAAAAUGCUAUGAGAGCACUGAAGUACAAAUAAUCAGAUUUGUAUACACAAUAUUGUGUCAGAAACAUAAUGCUUGAAAUAAUUAUUGAAAACAUCUUCCUUUAUGUUUCAGUUUAUGUCAGGAUCAUAUGCAGACAAUUGAAAUUUACGUUAAGCAUUUGCAAUUUAGGUAUUGUAAAGCAAUCAAAUUGAAAAAUUCUUUAGCUCUAAAAGAUGUAAAAUAAACUCCCAUUGGUAUCCCAGGUUUAAACCGUCCAUAUUAUUGCUCUAGUAAAAUUUGGUAGUCAUACAUCAUAUAGAAAUGCUAAUGCAUUUUGAGUUCUAUUUUUUAUGCACCCUAAGAAAAAAAAUUCAGAUUUGUAAUGCGGAAAGACUUUGUAGAAAAUUACACAGGAAUGUAGAUAUAAAUAAGAAUCAUUCUACAGUUGUACAAAGUUUUUUUUUAAAGAUUUGUAUAUCUAUUAGAAUAUAUAAUAUAAUUUGCCAUAGUGUUAUGUGUCAAUAAUUCUCCUUUGUUUAUAAAUGUACUUUGCAUCUUUUAUACAUAGACGAAAUGCAUCCUGUUAGAACCACAUAAGAAAUUACUAAAUUUAUUCAAAAGCAUUUCCAAAAGUCUAUGAAAAAGAACUUUCUUGCAUUUAGUGGUACUUAUAAGUUGUAAUUGUGAUACAAGUACAGUGAUUUAAAUGACAGUACAAUUAGUAAUUAUGUUAUAGAUGGAUUUGGUAGAAAAAGUGGUGGGGAGAAAUUCAAUACCCAACCACUCUACCCAAUGUAUUUUUCUUCAUGUACAUAAAAUGUAUGCUACAGAAUAAGACAUGUUAUAACAUAGCAUGCAGUACUAUCGGUUCUUGUAAUUUUUUUAACUUUUUAUUAUUUUUAUUAUUGUUAUUGUAAUUAUUAUUAUUAUUAUUAUUAUUAUUAUUAUUAUUAUUAUUAUUAUUAUUAUUAUUAUUAUUACAAAGUAGAUUAUUUACAUACAGAUACUAAAAGUAAUGCAUUUUAGAACUUAGAGAUGUAUGAAAUAUAUGUGCAAUAUAUGCAACUACAAACCUUCAUGGAUAUUCCACUAGAAGUAGAAAUAAUUUAAAUGUACAUGGAUGUAUAUGGUGUCUUUUAGAAUGAAGAAUUCUUUCUUAUCACUAAUUCAUGACUGUUCAACAUAUCAUUUUGUCUAUACUUCGCAACCAUUAGUAAAUUGUAGUGUUAAUAUGUGUAACUUGUGAAGUGUGAUUUAUGAAUGGUUAAUUGAAAAUAAUGCAUUUUAGAUGUCAUGCUUGAGAUUAAUGUAAAACCAUUAUUCAAAUUUUAGUUUUGCAGAAAUUGCUCGUAGAGCUGUAAUUACAAAAUCAGUAACGAUUUUUAACUGAAUGUCUAGUUUUGUCAUGUAUGAAAGGAGGAUAGUCUAGUCUUAUAUUUGAUUAAUUUUCUGGACCUAACACUAAAAACAAAAGAUUCAGUUUUGCCUGCAAUACAUUAUGUUUAAAUUCCUUAAUAAACAAAAUGACUUCACUGAUAUUUAUAUUUACAAAAUCCAGUGUUCUUGAGUCUUCACACUGUUCAUUGGAACCUUUAAAAUUAUAUAGUUACAUUAAUUACUCAUAUUUUAUUCUAAAAUGUGUUAACAGCAUUCUCUCAGAGCAGUUAAUAUUUAUGAAUGUUGGAGCUGUGAAUCUGAGGAACAAGUGUCUUAAUGAUUGUGCACCAAAACUUAAGUAGUCUAACUAUUUUUUGUUGAGAACUUGUAAACUUUUUCUCAUUUUUUUUUCUUUUCUUUCUUUCUUUUGUCACUAGAGUUAUGAUCAGUAUGUAUUGGACUUUAGGGAAAGG
Molecule: messenger RNA, 6337 nt
Organism: Gryllus bimaculatus (two-spotted cricket)
Lineage: Eukaryota; Metazoa; Arthropoda; Insecta; Orthoptera; Gryllidae
Source: the annotation of a GenBank genome assembly